Vanessa tameamea is the source of this 878-nucleotide messenger RNA. RefSeq names its product U5 small nuclear ribonucleoprotein TSSC4. The transcript has a single exon. NCBI's taxonomy places the organism in Eukaryota, Metazoa, Arthropoda, Insecta, Lepidoptera, Nymphalidae. The coding region runs from base 109 to 756 and encodes 215 amino acids. The record is from RefSeq and is a predicted model, not a curated record.
AUUAUUAUGUACCUAAAAUUUGUUAGUACCAAGUAGCUUACAUUCAAUUUAUAUUUUGAAAAGGUAUAAUUCCUAUCAUUAUUGCACAUUAUAUAAAUAGCAAUAAGAAUGGCUUCUUUUCGUGAGAGACAAAAGAAUUUGUUCCAACAUUUAAAAGAUGCUGAGGAGCAAUAUAAUUUUUCUACGUCAAAUAAUCUCGUACCUUCGGACAACUAUGGUGCAUUUGACAGACAUGCUUAUAAAAAACUACGACGUGAGGUAAAAGAAUUUCGUGGUAGAGCAAUUAGUAUAUACAAAAGGCCUGAAGCAAAUAUACACGAUUGCUUGCAGGCAAAAACUACACCUGAUUUCAUAAAAAAUCCAGGAAAAUGGAAGUAUUACUCGCUUUCAGAUGUUACGCCAGACCAAAUGUCUGAUAAAACUAAUAUACAGACUGCAUUAGCAUUCAUACGCGAAAUGGAAGAAUCAGCUAAUAAAGUCGAAGAAGACAAUAUGGUUAUCGACGAAACGGGCGCUGUUUUUAAAAAACCAAGCUUCAAUAUAUCAAAAACAAUAAAACAACCAGCAAUAGAAGAACCACAACCUGUUUUGCAAAGUAACAAAGUUAUUAUGCCAGAAUAUGUAGUAGGAAUGUCUGCGAAAAAAAAUAAUGCUAAUAGAAUCAAUAAGAGAUUGAAAAAAAAUGUAGAAGCAAAACAGGUUGAAUUGAAACUCAAUCACCUGUAUGAAGAUAAUGAUGAUGAUGAAACUACUUAAGGUGUUUCCUUACGACACAUUAAUUAUUUAUAAUUAUAAAUGGACUUAAUUACAUAUGUUUAUUUUAUUUGUACACAAAAUUUUUAUCAAUAUUAAAUAAUUUAACAAUGGAGUGAUUAUAA